Orycteropus afer afer is the source of this 861-nucleotide messenger RNA. The record is from RefSeq and is a predicted model, not a curated record. Lineage: Eukaryota; Metazoa; Chordata; Mammalia; Tubulidentata; Orycteropodidae.
AUGGAUACCAUCUUGGUCUUCAGCCUAAUCAUUGCAUCCUACAAUGUCAACAAGAAAGAACUCAGAGAGAGCAGCUGCCAAGUGGAACUGCUGCCUGGGCUCUCCCCAAAGGAUGUGAGAAACAUCAGGGAUAUGUUAAUACAAGAAGCCCAGGCAGAAGUCAAAAGGGCCACGUUCAUUCAAAAUCAGACUCUAGCUACCCUGCAGUGCUCUGGGAGCAAAGUGAAAGUCAACCUUGCGUAUGCGGAGAAAAAGCCAAAGGUCAAGUAUACUCUGAAGAACCUGAGAGUCAUUGCUGCUCCCAGCAGAAAUGACACUGCCUCCCCAAGCUGUCAUCUAGCCCCUACAUCCAAGUUUCAGACUAGAUCCUUUCUGACAGGCAAAGCCUUUUUACCAGGAAUCUCCCAAUGUAAGGUCCAACCAGUGAUGGUGGCUUCAUCAGAGACUUUUUCCAUCACUACCAUUUCCACAACUCCCGGGAAUAAAGAAGGGGAGAGAAUUACAAGUACUGAUACAGAUGAGAGCCUAGAGAAGAGGCGGAAAUGGAGCACUGUGGUUAAAUUUCUGAUUGCUGUUGCCCUAUUGCUCAGUGGAAUCACCAUUAUAGUGUUUGUCAUUUUUGAAGUCCCUUGCCCUAGUCAAUGCCUGAGAGCCAGAGAGCUGUGCCAAUGCCAGCAGUUGUGGAGAAGGCAAAGGAAGGGAGCCAGCAUGGAAGACCAGCAACCUGGGACACAGGAAGCCAAGCCUGACUCUCAGCCUGAGAAGGAAAGUAUUCUCUGCAUAGUUGGACAAGAUGCUCCUAACUCAGCAAGUCCAAAGAAAGCUGCAAGGAUCACUGUUAUCCAUCAGACAUACUUCUGA